Meriones unguiculatus (Mongolian gerbil) is the source of this 3863-nucleotide messenger RNA. Its product is annotated as zinc finger protein 124-like. NCBI's taxonomy places the organism in Eukaryota, Metazoa, Chordata, Mammalia, Rodentia, Muridae. Gene Ontology annotation, molecular function: RNA polymerase II cis-regulatory region sequence-specific DNA binding; DNA-binding transcription activator activity, RNA polymerase II-specific. Gene Ontology annotation, cellular component: nucleus. Gene Ontology annotation, biological process: regulation of transcription by RNA polymerase II. The transcript has 4 exons. The record is from RefSeq and is a predicted model, not a curated record. The coding region runs from base 151 to 2094 and encodes 647 amino acids.
CGGAGGCUGCACAACAUUUGGGGUGCCAUUGUGUGUCCCCGCCAUAUUGUCGCCCUGGCUGAGGCUCCCAGGUCCCUUCCCUCGGUGUCUGCGUCCCCUCCACUGACGGCAGGAAUCGCGGGAGGACAGCAGGACGCCGGGUGACGGGAGAUGGAGUCAGUGACCUUUGAGGAUGUGGCUGUGAACUUCUCCCUGGAAGAGUGGGCUAUGCUGGAUUCAUCCCAAAAGGACCUCUACAAAGACGUGAUGCAGGAAACCUUGAGGAAUCUGGCCUCUAUAGGAAACAAACGGGAACACCAAAACAUUGAAAAUGACUGUGAAAAUCUCUGGAGAAAACUAAGUAGUCAGUUGUUGGAGAGAUUCUGUGGUUAUACAGAAGGUCGUCAGUGUGCAGAAAUCUUUAACUGGACUCCGGAGUGUGUUGUGAGCCAGAAGUCAUGUCCAAGGAUUCCCACAUAUGAAAGACAUACGAAUGGAGAAGUGGUUAUCGGCCAAUUAUCUCCAAAUGGCCCCCCUCAUCCUCACCCAGGACACAGACCCUACGGCACCCAGGAAUAUGGAAAAGAGUUGUACAGGGAACUUGGGAACACCUCCAGUUCUUCCACAGCCUUUCAGAAGCAUAGAAGAAUUCCCACCGAGGAGAAGCCUGAAGCUAUUCGAUGUAAAGAAGACUUUAGGUGUCUCAUGCCUGGUCAGAGCAGCGAGAAAACUUCCGCUGGAGAAAAGCACUACGAAUGUAAACAAUGCGGGAAAGUGUUCACUUCCUCCAGUUCUUUUCGAAGGCACGAGGAGUAUCACAGCCGAGAGAAGUCCUACGUGUGUAAGCAGUGCGGGAAGGCCUUCCCGUUCCCCAGCUCCCUGCAGAUCCACGAGCGCAUCCACACGGGCGAGAAGCCCUACGCGUGUAAGCAGUGCGGGAAGACGUUCGCGCGCUCCAGCUCCCUCCUGACCCACGAGCGCAUCCACACGGGGGAGAAGCCCUACGCGUGUAAGCAGUGCGGGAAGGCCUUCACCGACCGCAGCUCGCUCCGCUUCCACGAGAUGAUGCACAGCGGGGAGAAGCCCUACAAGUGUGCCAAGUGCGGGAAGGCCUUCGCCUCCUCGGGCGCCUUUCGAAAGCACGAGCGCACCCACACGGGCGAGCAGCUCUUCGUGUGCCUGCAGUGCGAGAAGGUUUUCAGUUGCGAGAGCGCCUUUCGGACCCACAAGAUAAUCCACUCUGGGGAGUGCGUGUGUAAGCAGUGCGGCAAGGCCUUCACCAGCCACAGCUCCGUCAAGUACCACGAGCUGAUGCACAGCGGGGAGAAGCCCUACGUGUGCAAGCAGUGCGGGAAGACCUUCCGGUCCCCCAAGCAGGUGCAGAUCCACAAGCGGACGCACACCGGGGAGAAGCCGUACGUGUGUAAGGAGUGCGGCAAGGCCUUCACUUUCCUGGGCUCCCUGCAGUACCAUGAGCUGAUUCACACCGGGGAGAAGCCCUACCUCUGCAAGCAGUGCGGCAAGGCCUUCCGCUCCUCCCGGCAGGUGCAGAUCCACGAGCGCACGCACACGGGGGAGAAGCCGUACGCGUGCGCGCAGUGCGGCAAGGCCUUCUUCUCCCUGUACCACCUGCGAAGGCACGAGGUCAUCCACAGCGGCCUCAACCCCUACGUCUGCAAGCAGUGCGGGAAGGCCUUCAGCUGGUUCAGCACCUUCCACAGUCACAAGCAGACGCACACCGGGGAGAAGCCCUACCUCUGCAAGCAGUGCGGGAAGGCCUUCUGCAGCCGCAUCUCAUGGAGAAGACACGAGAAGGCGCACACGACCGUGAAGCCCUACGCCUGUGUGCAGUGUGGCAAAGCCUUCCGCUCUCCUAGUUACCUCAAAAUCCAUGAACGAAUCCACACUGGAGAGAAGCCCUUCAUCUGUUCUCAGUGUGGGAAGCCCUUCCGUUCUUUCCGUUACGUUAAGUCGCAUGAGAGAAGUCACACUGGAGAGAAACCCUUUGUGUGCGCAGAGUGUGGGAAAGCCUUCAGCUACUACAGUUCUUUCCACAGACAUAGAAGAACUCACCAGACGGUGACCCUGAACACAGAGCUUGAAAAGACUUCAUAAUCACCUCCGUAACACCCGGAAGACUUUGUGUGGAGAGACUGCGGAGGUUAAGCGUGUGAGGCGCCUUCUGGUUCUAUUCAUGGGUAAAGAGUGAACUUUAGGCUUGGGGUGGUAGGCUUUAACCUCAAAUUUGACAGAGGUCGGAAAUCUCAGCGUUCAAAGCCAACCUGAUCUUCAUACUGAGCUCUCACCUCCCAGGGCUACACAGUGAGACUGUUUCAAAGAAGAGAGAGAGAAAAAGAAAAGAAAAAAACAUGUUUGUAAUGAAGAGCAAGGGUGACUAGAAGAGAUGUCUCAAAUGCUUUCCCAGUAAAAGUCUUUGCUUGUCAAAGCAAAAGAAGCUCGAGAGUAGAAAGUACCAGCACAGUCCUUUGAAAAUUUGUCGUAUGCUCAUUCCCAUAAAUGUCAGUAAUGUGAAGGACGAGAUACAGAUUUUUGUUUAAGAAUGCUCUACAAAAUGCAAAAUCUGAAGGAACUUUGUAAAUAUAUUGCACUUAUUGCAAUUUAUUAGGGAUUUGGUUUGUUUGUUUUUUUCAGAAAUAUUGCCAUGUAACCCAGGCUGACCUUGAAGCAAUUAUCUUCCUGUUUCAACCUCUAGAAUGUUUUUUUGAGUGAAAGAAGUCUGCUUCCACAUCCAGCAUCAGUAUUUUUUUUUUCCUUUUAGUUUCUUGAGGUAGAGUUUCUCUGUGUAGCCUUGGAACCUGCUCUGUAGACCAGGCUGGCCUCAAACUCAGAUCCACCUGCCUGUGCCUCCCUAGUGCUGAGAUUAGAGGUGUGUGCCACCACUGCCCCAAAAAUAGUCCAUUCUUUAAAACAGAAAAAAAAAAACAAAAAAGGUUUGGACUCCACUGGCUGGAGUUAUAGGCAGUUGUGAGCUGCCCCACAUGGGUGCUGGGAACCGAAUCCAGGUCCUCUGCAAGAUUAUUAUACACUCUAACCCCUGAGCCAUUUCUCCAGCCCCAAGAAAAAUAUCUUUAAGCUGCAUAUAUGAAAUGGUAGAUUGUGUAAGUGCAGGAAACCAAAAUUACCUUUAAAAAAGAAAAAAGGAAAGAAUUAAAAGCAAAAAGUGCACUAUCUUUACAUUUAUUUCCUAAGUUCUUUUUUUAGAAACAGUGUAUACAAGUUUAAUGGGUGAUAUCUUUUUUCAUCAAAAAGGUAGUUUAAAAAAAAAGUUUAGAUUCUGUACAUUCAUUGGUGAGAUGAUAGUUAUUUGUAAUAUGGCAGAAGACAUAAAAAGUGUCUUGUUUUCAAGCCCUUGAGACUAAUGAAUGGGUCAUGGAAAAGAGACUUUUUGUGAAUAUUGAGAUGUUUUCCUCUUGAUUUAUAUGACAAGUUCUUACCAUUUUUUAUAGUGUCAUUCUGUUUUGUGAACAAAAACCACUUUUCUAUUAUACCUUUUCGUUUCUUAAUUUUCUCUCUCUCUGAUGUUAUUUUCUAACAUUUCUUGUCUCCGUGCUCUGUAAACUAUUUCAAACCACUUGUAGAUUAACAAAUGUUAACUCUUGUCUGUUUAUGUCACUCUGUAAUCACAGAUCAUGUCACAUCUACGAGUCACUCCAUGUCACAAGCCAUUUUUAUUGUACAUAUAUAAUGUUUUUUUGUUUCUUGUGUAAAUGUUGUUUUUCGAGCUUAUUUUGUUGUAUCCUUGAUUUUUAUUGUACUUUCUCCUUCAGUCAUUAUACUGAAAAAUAUGUUGGCAUUAGCAGCCUCUUGCCAAAGACUCUAAGCACCACAUAAUAAACUGUACUAAAUCUGUCCAUAUAUAAUAA